Monomorium pharaonis (pharaoh ant) is the source of this 8101-nucleotide messenger RNA. RefSeq names its product cytosolic carboxypeptidase 6. Gene Ontology annotation, biological process: proteolysis. Gene Ontology annotation, molecular function: zinc ion binding; metallocarboxypeptidase activity. The record is from RefSeq and is a predicted model, not a curated record. Lineage: Eukaryota; Metazoa; Arthropoda; Insecta; Hymenoptera; Formicidae. The transcript is spliced from 7 exons. Bases 5499 to 7262 code for a protein of 587 amino acids.
GAGGCUGAGUCCCGAUGCCGACGUCUGCACCCUCCGGACGCCCGCCGCCGUCGCCCCCACCGUCUCGACUCGUCUCGAGGGUGGGAUAGGACUCGGGGCGAAAAGAAUCGCGAAAAACGCUCGGUCGAGGGAGAUUGGCGCCGAUACACGCAGACGCCGUCGCCGUCGGUGAAAGGUGAAGGAGAGGCCGGGAGCAACGCGGGAGAGGAGGUCAGAAGGGAUGCGAAGGCGGAAGAGGUCCGGGAGAGGUGGAGGGCGGCAGCGGUGAGGACUCGGGAAAGGGGUGGAAAUUCGCGCAGGCGUGAUCGGCAACCCUCCGCAUACCGACCACCGAAGGUUGGUUGGUUGGUUGGUUCUGUGUGCGUUGCCACGAUGCACAUAUUUCCAAACAUCGCCGCGCAGCUAUGGAGAGAUUUUUUUUAGUCAUUAUGCGUAUACGAGACAUUCCCGUGAUAAAUGAUGCCUGGCUGGGAGGGGAGAGGGGGGAGAUGAGGGUCCUAUUGAUUAAAACGAUCGUCCCACGAGAGUUACAGGAAACUACCAUUCUCGCGCGUCGGUCAUUGCACGAGUAGACGCAAUUACAAGGAUGUUCGUUCGACUGAUACUCAAUUUGACGCCUUCCCGAACGAUUUUUAAUCACACAUGUCCCUAUGACUACCUAUGAACCAGUAGACCUACGAACGCAUUUCCAGUAUUGAGAAUUUUUAUUUGGGCAUUUGGUACACGGUACAGUUUGAUCGGUCUUUAAUUAUGUCACAAAUUGAUAUUUUACAUCAUUAAUAUUAAAAGUGAGAGACGAUUAUUUCUAAGUUUCUGAGGAAGUGUAUAUGAAUAAUCUAGAAAUAUAAUAUAUAAAUAAUUUGAAUAACGCGAUCGUGGUUAUUUUUAUAUCGAUCGAUAAUUACACAGAAAAAUAUAGGCCGACGUGGAAACGGGACUCCUUCGCUCCAUAGCCGGACAAUAUGUCACCCUUCUCCAACAUCUACGUUUUUAUGAAAGUAAAAGAGGACGGAGAGAAGAAUGUAAAUCAAUGAAAAAUAUAAGGAAAAAUGAUAAAUAGAAAGAAGAAUUUAUUAAAAUUUAUACAAAUGUUAGUUUGCGAAAAGGAAAGAGACAUAUGAGAGAUAAAUAAAAAUGUAGAAAAAUAAGAGGAAGAAAGAGAGCGAGAAAGAAAACAUUGUAAACACCGAGACGAGAUGGAUGUCAAGUUUCGAGCUACUGGAUUCAACAGUGAUGGAUUAAAAAAGGGAAACGGAAAGGGAGGAGAAAUACUAAAAAAAACGCGAAAAAGUGCAAUUUUUUAAAACGAGACCUAGUGUAGUGUUAACUGUAGCAUCCAUCACACGGGCCGAUCGAUCGAGCUACAUUACGACGGACGAUCUUCGCGGGAAGCUGGCAUGAUUAAUAUCAUGAGUGCAUACGAACUUUUGAACAACCGUACAUCGCCUCGAUUAUCGAGGCAGGGGGAAAGGGGAGACCAAAGAGAAAGGGGAGAUUGGCUCAGAGAGACGGACGGGGUUGAGGGUGAGAGUAGUCAUAAAUACGCAGGCGCCAAAUAGGGUACAUGCAAUGGAGGGGUUGAUGAAGGACUGGAUGGCGCAAGCGCUGGACAAAGGGUGUAAAAGCUCGCCGGGAGUGCCCGUUCCCUUGGCAAAUGGCUUUUUGGUAACGCGAACGCGAACCAAAUUUCACCAUACAACGAAUCCUGUAUUAUAUUUGAUAAAACUUCUUUCUCCCUCUCUCUCGUGUUUUGCUGCUCAUGAUAAUACGAAGCGCUUCCGAUUCACUCGCGAGAAAUAAAUGCUUUGCACAAAAUAUUAUGAAUGUUGAAUCUUUAUUAUUUGUUUAUUAUGAUUAGAAUUACGCAAAACACUUGAGAGAAUCACGUACAAAAAAUUCCAUUGUACAAAAAUACAAUACCUAUCACUUAAAGUUAUACAAAAUAAAUAAUGUAAACUUACGAUAGAAAUGAGGAAUUAUUUAUAUUUCUUCCUUGUAGUAAGGCUGUGAUGAAAUAGGCUUACUUCGUUAUAUUUAUACGAAGAUCUUUACGCGUUAUCGAAUUAGCAUCAAAUGGUUAGAAUAAACAGUUCGUACGAACGUGCGCGUCUAAAAAGUUUCACGAAGCAAACAGUGAACACAUUUAUUUCAUGGCGGCGAUCUCAUCUGCGAUUAGCGACCAUGAACGAAGCGCGAAUAUAUAUGAGGUCUAUCGAUCGUUUUUUUUUUUAUACACACAUGCAUGAGUCUGUUUGCUUCUGCAGCGUCAGGCGUUCGUUAACAAACCUCAUGACAAAUGAUUUCUUAAUGAGUUGUGCCAUGGAUGAAAGCACUCGAUAGAUAUUGGACGAGAUGAUAUUACUCGUGUACAUAAAUGGUUUCGUUUGCGUCACAUUUCGAUAUUACUAGAUAUAAGAGAUAGGUGAAUAGAGUAGAGCAAAGGAGUCGCCGUUGCGGAACAAAGGGAAUGAGAGAGAGAAAGAGUCAUUGGGGAGAAGCGAAAAGGGACAAGGGAGACAAGGGAUGUAAUCUAAUGGUAAAUAGCACGUAUGCAUAUAAGGGUCAGUCGAAGUGCGUCAGUGGCGUAGGGGAUUGAAUAUUGCUUAUCAACGUUCAUGAAACAGGCAAUUUUGUUAUAAGAUUUAUAUAUUAUAUAAUAAAAUAAAUGUACAUAAAGAAGCGUAAUAAAGAGCUUUAAUUUAGUAACGAAAAGUAUAACAAUAUACAUUACGUUUAUUCGUUUUUAACUGUUAUAACCAAUUAAAAUAAUAAUGUAAAGUAAUUACGUAUGAUUAUAAUUAAAUAAAUAAUUAUAAUUUUAUUACAUAAUAUUUUAUAUUUUGUGUGUGUGUGUGUGUGUGUGUGUGUGUGUAAAAUUGUGUGUCGAAAAUCUGAUGAGAAUGUAAUGUUUGAUUAUUUUUUCAUGUGAAUUGUACUAUAUCAUAUUAAUCAUUUUUUAUUUGCUUAUUUAUAUAUACGUAAUAUUAAAUCACAAAAAGAGGAAGAAAAGAAAAGAGAAGAAAUAACUUUAUAAAAAAAACUUGAUACAUUUAGCUGCAGAUCCCAGCUAGAAAUAAUCAAUGGAUAGAAAAGAAAUUACGCUUUCCUCUAUGUCCCCGACCUCCUUUACACAUCUCGUAACAAUUAUAAUCUCUAUGAUCUUCCAAAAAUAAUUUUCGAACACAAUCGCUGUACUUGGUGAUGUCGAUGUCGAAGAGUGCUUAAAAGUACGGUCGAGUCGUCAAUAUAACUGCUCGUAAAACUCGCCGAUCGCCGGCGAUCGAUCGGCGCGGGUCGUGCCCAUCCCACGUCUUAAUCGCUAGAGAAGUCUAGACACCUCUUCCAGAGAAGGUCGCAUAAAUUCCGCGAGAGGACGGCGCAGCGGAUAAUUUACGGGGCCGCUCGUUCUCUUUGUGCUCCCGAGUGUCCUGGGAAGACCGGCGCGCCCAUUCCACCCCGGGCGACGGCCGCGCCUCCUUCCUACGCCACUGCGAGGGUAGACCGAGGGGUGCCAGCGUCAGACGGAGCCGCCAACCGGGGUUCGGGGGGAGGGGGAUGGUCGGAGGAGGGAGGGGGGGCACCGGGGGGGUCUUUCGAAUAUCGAUCUCCCCGCGUUCUCCCAGUCAUUCACUCUCUCUCGUGCAGUUCCACGCUCGUCCCUCUUCCCACUCGUUUCGCGCUCCCAGUACUCCCACAGAGCGCUAGUAGAAGGGGUGCGGUGCAGGGUGCGGGGAGGCGGCCGAAAGGGGGGUCUCCAUCCGGAGGUCCCAGCCAAAGCCCGGCGGGGGAGGAGGGCAUUCACCAGGGAACGCGCCGCCACCAACUACCGCCACUACUAUCACCACCACCACCACCACCACCACCACUAACCGACAUCCAGAAAAAUAUCCUCCGAGAUCGGAGGGAAAUUGGUUUACCGGAUCUUGCAGAACGGCGCUUGUACGGAAUUAUUCCCUCUUCCGUUUUUCACUCCUCUCUGUGCUAUUUAAUUUACAUCCUAUCUUUGGAAAUUCGUUACACCGUAGCCUCCUUCGGCUUUCACCACUAUCUAGCUUUGUAAGAGAAUUCAACGAGAAACAAGAAAAUACAAAAAGUAAGAAAAUUAAUUCAUUAACAAAUCAGCUCGUAAAACGUUGUACAAAUACACGGUAUCUAAGAAUAUAAUUAUUUUAUCAUUACUAUACAAUUAUAAUCAAUCAUUUCAGAUAUUUGUUUUUCCAUCGCAAUUAAUAUUUCGUUCUCAAUCUUAUACCAAUAGCAACCAAUUAUUGUGGUUCUCGUACUUAUUUCAUACACGGCGUCAUUCCUUAUAUGUAAUAAAUCACCGCGUGUCCCGAUUCAUUUACCGAUUUCAAAAUUUGUUGCAUGACGAUGACAGAGAAAUAAAUAAGUGGCCAAUGUCGUCUUGUUCGCGAAAAUUAACGUCCGCGGAAAUGUCGCCCGGAGUAGAGUUGUUACUCCGUCCGCGCCUUCUCCCUCUUCCUCUCUUUUCCCCAACCAGGGAUCUUAUCAUCCCUCUCUCGAAACAGAACCUAGCCAAGGAGGAAGUAGAUGGUCGUACUUUACAGUGUUGCGUGGACCAAGGAAUAAGACCACAAAUGUGUUGUAGAGGUACUUUACGUACACUACACAUACUGCACACACACACACACACACACACACACACACACACACACACACAUAUCUACCCGCCUUUCUCGUCUUUUCUUCCCAGAAGUUACAUAAGUAUACCAACUAGCAAAAUUACAAGCAAAAUAGACGAUCCUCGAGGAUCGAGCUAUACGGGAGUCGGAAAUGACGUGACUGGCUGCUAACCAGUCUGAUUUAACGGCUAUGUGAAACCGUUUGAUUUUCGGUGCUGAUUAACUCUGCGAUUGGACGUGAAGAAUAAUUGCGUGAGGAGCAAAGCCUUCUUAUCGAUCUUCAAAAGAAAAAUCUCAUUUUGGAGAAUUGAUUUCUGGUUGGGCUGUGCUCUCUAUCGAUUGUUCGCAAAAUUUUACCAUCGUUACUUGGAGAACCAGAUAACGAUGGUCACGCGAACUAGAUAACAAAGUCACACCUACAUAAGACACGGAUAUCAAAUACAAUUUUCACCGCUUAAAAGACGGAAUUAAAUUAGGAAUGUCACUUUCUGAAUAAUUGCAUCGUUUACGCUCCCAAGUUAUUCAGUAAAAGAUCUAUUUUAUAAAAGGGAAUAAAAUUCGCAGAAAUACGUCAGCAAUGUACUAUAAAUAAAGAGCGCAAAUCAUUGCGCCGCAAGUUUAAUCCGAAGAUCUCGGGAGGGCGGGGCAUUUUUAUUUCUCCAGUUAGACACAAGUUCGUGUCAUCUACCAGCUUAUCUGGAACAAGAUAACCGCGCUACUCAAGACGGCCGCGCGUAGUAUAUCGAUUCAACAAACCAAGGAAACCAGAAUGGACUCGGCGACGGUGUCGCCAAGUGCGCAAAGUCGCUGCUCGCAUGAUCCAGUCCGGAACAAGUCCCGCCGUGUCCCGCCGACAUGUCCGAGGAUACCGAGAGUGAAGACAGCGAUGCCGAGGGUGGCUUGGGCAACGUAAACAAAAUGGUAAUGCGACCACCUGGCCACAGCGGUAAAGCUAAGAAGGGCCACAUUUGCUUCGACGCGACCUUUGAAACCGGCAAUCUCGGGAGAGUGGACUUGAUUUCCGAAUUUGAGUAUGAUCUCUUCAUUAGACCUGACACUUGUGGGCCUAGAUUACGCAUGUGGUUUAACUUCACCGUGGACAAUGUAAAGGCAGAUCAACGGGUAAUCUUCAACAUCGUAAACAUCUCUAAAAGCGCCAAUCUCUUCCGACAGGGAAUGACGCCAUUAGUGAAGAGCAGCUCCAGACCGAAGUGGCAGAGAAUACCGCGACAACAGGUGUUCUAUUACAGAUCUGCGCAGCAUCAGAAUCACUACGUGCUGAGUUUUGCUUUCGCAUUCGAUCGCGAAGACGAUGUUUAUCAAUUCUCUCUGACAUACCCGUAUUCAUACACGCGUUACAUGGUGCAUCUCGAUAACUUAUGCAGCAGACUAUUAUACACGAAGAGAGAGACGCUAGCCGAGUCGAUCCAAAAGAGGAAUGUAGAGCUCGUGACUAUAACCUCCGACCUCGAAGACGCAGAACGACCUAGAAAAGUAGUCGUCGUCCUCGCUAGAGUUCACCCUGGCGAGUCGCCGUCCUCCUUCGUGUGUCAGGGUUUGAUGGACUUCUUGGUCAGCGCGCAUCCUAUCGCUCAAGUUCUAAGAGAGUACGUGAUCUUUAAGAUAGUGCCGAUGCUAAACCCCGACGGUGUCUUUCUCGGAAAUUACAGGUCCACCGUGAUGGGAUUGGAUUUGAACCGAUCUUGGAAUUGCAUUUCCGAAUGGAUUCACCCUACCCUGCUUGCGACUAGAGCAAUGUUGAAGUCACUCGAUAAGAACUCGCAUACCCCAUUGGAUUGCGUACUAGAUUUACACGCUCACACUAAUGCCACGGGUGUCUUCGUUUACGGAAACACGUAUGAAGACGUCUAUAGGUACGAGAGGCACAUUGUCCUGCCGAAAUUGCUAGCUCAACACGCGGAGGACUAUGAACUGGGCAACACCAUGUACAAUCAAGACCAGAACAAAGCUGGAACUGCUCGCCGCUAUUUGUGCUCUAUUCUAAAGGAACAUGUCAAUUGCUACAGCAUCGAAAUUUCCAUGUACGGUUACAGUAAAAAGGGAAUACCGGGUAUAAUGCCAUACACGGAAGAAGGAUAUUAUAGAUUAGGUCGUAAUCUAGCACGCGUGUUCCUAGAAUAUUAUAAGCUCACUGGGCUCAUCCCAUCAGGACUUCCUGAUCAGCCAUCAAGCAAACGAGCGCGCCAAUCCCGGCAAAGACAACGUUUUCCAAGGGAGCCCAGACCAAGAACAGUCCGAACUCCAGCGACCUUGCAUCUCGCCAGCAUCUAUGAAUAUUUUCGGGAGGAACCUGAGCCGCUCCCGAGCUCUCGUUACCGAUCGAUGAGCGGUACGCGGAUGGGACAGCAGCCCGGAACCGGAAUCGCGAGUGAAACUGGAACGGGUGUCGGCGGCGGGUGUAAGAGCUCGAGCUACAGGUUCCGGAGCCCUGGGGCACCUCUCGACAGGAUGCAGACCCUGACGGAGCGACCCGCCGCUGAGCCGCGGCUCACCAUUAUCGAUUUCAAUCAGCUGACGCGGGGCGGUUUGGAGCUCGCGGCCAACAAGAACAGACCGGCGGCGAUCCCACGCAAGAGGAUCGUCAAGUCGCGUAGAUAACGAUCUCACCUCGAUUAACGGGAGAUCCUAUAACAUCUCCAAGGACGCGAAAAUCAAAUGCCGCGGUAUGCCAUUGUUAUAUCCUAUACGUAAGAAAAUUGUCUUCGUGACAACAUUAAGUAAUAUUGAUUCACGUGAAACGUAGGUGGUCGAUUCGCGCUACUUCUGCCGGACGAAAAUAGAAGACUUCUCGACGAGAAGAGGUACGCGGAGAAAAAUGCAGUCCGGAUGUUGCCUUUUACUUAAACGCUGAUAACCAAUGUCAUUAAGAAACUUUCGCUUUUCUUCUCCGCAUAAUUUUAAAUUUAGUUCAAUGUGAAUGCUAAUACUGCACAUUUUAUCCUUCGUGUUAUACGAUACUCAUGCUUUUACUUAAAUAUAAAUUUUGAGUUUCCUAUUAACAUACUAUCGUCUCUUUUCUCGCGAGAAAAGAUGAAUUUCACAUUGCAUGUUUCCAGUUCCUAAUAUAUACUUAAUUGUUACAUUUUUUAUGGUUGUUUAUAACAUCGUUGUUAUAAUAUAUGUUGUAUAAUACUAUUUCUACUAAAAAAAAGUUAAUAUAUUAAUAGCAACAAAAUAUAUAUACAAAUAUUAUUAUAUAUAAUAUACAAUAAAUACUAUUAAAUAUCAAAUAAAACAUAUAGAGCAUGCUUUUACAUUAUUAAUACCGUUUCCGAAUUGCAUCUAGAGAUUUAAACGUAAAUUACAUUUCUUAAAAUAUAUAUUGUUAUGUUCUAAAAUUAUAAAAAUUAUAUUGGAUAUUACAUUAUAUUAAAAGUAUGAAAACUUAAUGUAAUUUCAUAUCGGACAAUGUGUUCUAUUAAAAAAAAAAAAAAAAA